GAGAGUAGUCGUGCACCCUUCCAUUUCUUUAACGGAAUAUUGUCCUUGAGCGCGCUAGAAUAAUAUUACUAUAAGGAUUAGUUUUGCAAAUUCGAAGAAUCUGAUUAAAGCAGCUAUGGAAAUAGAUUCUGUUACUAAAAUAUUCAAUAUUAAAAGUUUGGGUAUUUCGUUACAAGCGUUAUUAUCGUAAGUAGUGGUUUUUAACAUUUAGACAUUUUUCUUCAGAGGUGAAUCGUAUGUUCGGUAGUUUACAAAGGAAUCAUCUCUGAAAUACAAAUGUACUUACAAGGAAUAAUGAUUCAAAGCCGAGCUUAUAAGAAUACUGAGAAGAAGAUGUGUUUCUUGGUUAUCAUAACUGUUUUAAUCAUCUCUUCAGGAAGACAAGGUUUGUGUGAUAAAGUAAUGAUAUUCCAGGGUUCCAAUCAACUGUCGAAUGAAUCCAGAGCAGUGUUAUACCUAAGCCCAGUCCCUCUGGGUCCCAGUAAAUCCUACACCAGAGAAUCCUUGAUUUACGACCACGAUCCGGAAACCGGAGGAGACGACAAAGAUGUCACAAUCUCUGACGGAGGGGAUGCAGUGUUGUUCGAUAUAUCUGUCUGUCUCUGGCUGAAAGUUCACUACUUUAGACAGACGACAAGCUACGCCUUCUCGUACGCUACGUCGGAUGCUGACCACAACGAACUGAAUUUUGGAUUCCAAUAUAACCAGAUACUUAUCUCCGUGGCUGGAAAAUACAUCUAUGGGAAGAAAGAUACUAUAUACAUUCCAGAUACUUGGUAUCAUGUCUGCUUUGUUGUCAGCAGUGAGAACCGAACAGGGACAUUUUACAUUAAUGGGGAUAGUCACAGCCUCUACAAGUUUAACCGAAACUACUACAUCAGAACGAACGGGUCUCUGGUGCUGGGUCAGGAGACUGAUAAAAUCGACGGAGGGUACCAGGCUCUUCAGUCCUUCUCCGGCGCCAUCACAGGCUUCAAUUUAUACUCCAGACCUCUUAGUGCCACUGAGGUGUCAAGAUUAUCCUUGUGUUCUGCAGACGCUGAAGAAGGGGACUUGGUCGCUUGGUCUAAGGCAGAAUGGGAGAUCAGUGGUCCGGUGGAUGUCGAAGACAUUGCAAAGGAAGAUUAUUGUCUUCGAAAUAACUUCAAAUUCGUCGUCUUCGCCAAGAGGAGAACUUAUGAGGACGCCAGACGCCUCUGUAGGAGUCUGAAAUCCUCAGUGGCACUUCCUCGCACCCCAGAGGAAAACAGCCUUCUGUAUUUCGCCUCAGAGCCUUUCAGCGAAGUGUGUCAGCCGCACAAUCACGCCACCGUUUUCUUUUGGCUCGGUGCCACCAGAAAUAAAGAGGGAGGAUGGAGUGAUGACAAGGGAAAUCUCCUAGCAUACAACAACUUUCAGGGGCAUCCAGUUUUUAAUUGCGCAGGAUUUAAGAUCCCUCCGUACCAGGAAGAAUGGGCCAGCGUAAGAUGUUCUGCGACUUACGAAUUCUGUCUAGCAUGUCAAGAAGAGGAUCCGGCGAUCUUAAAGAUGCGGGGUCUCUGCGAUUCCUUCAAACAGUCUACUUACUUCAGAAUGGCGGACAGCUUUGGUGAAAGACCGUUAUUCAAUUUCUUAGGAUGCAUCGACGCUACACUGAAGAGUGAUAGGUACACAGCGCCUUCUCAUCUCUCGCAUAUCACAAAACAGCAAGGAUUUACUAAUUACAACAUCGUGUACGACGAGAACGGGACCUGGGUUCUUACGGACGUGUGGACAGGGAACUCCCUAGCAGAGUUUUUCAACCACGAGGGCGAGAUCCCUUUUGGCAGAAGAACUUGGAGGACAACGACCGACUUCGAUAUUUGUCGAAAACCUUCAGAUACUGCAAUAGAACUGUCGCUCUCUGCCUGCUACGACUGGGAAUACACCUGCAGCGACGGCAGCUGCGUCAAUCUGUCGCAGCGGUGCGACCUGCGAGUGGACUGCCCGGAUAAUAGUGACGAAAUUGGCUGCGAGAAAUUGUGGAAACCGGAGGACUACCUCAAGAUGCUUCCGCCUCCUGGAGUGCGGCCAGGGAGCCCCCUCCUCCUCAACAUCAGCAUUGGUAUUCAUGGUUUUUCGGAGAUUAAUAUUCGGAAUAUGGAACUGGUUAUAGAUUUUACUCUAAAGAUAAAGUGGUCCGACUCGAGGCUGCGUUACAAAAACCUUAGUCCUACGACUGAUCUAAAUUAUGUAGAGAUAGACAGCAUAUGGGUACCCAGGGUGGAGCUUACAAAUGCGCAUUUUCCAAAGAUCUCCACGACAGGAAAAGUACUUAACGUCGUACGAAUGUCGGACCCAGAGGAUGAUGACCCUUCAAGAUUAUUAAGAGAUGAAGUGUACGAAGGAGCGAGUAACCCCUUGCAAUUGACUCAGAAGUUCAAUGCUCCGUUUAGCUGCACAAUGGACAUGAAGAAUUUUCCUUUCGACAAACAACAUUGCAAUCUUCUCAUAAGGUUCUCCUCUGCCAAGAAAGAGUACAUGGAAUGGAAUGGCCUCUUGGCAAAUUACCUCGGAGAAAAAGUUAUGGCUGAGUAUAUGGUUGAAGGCAUUACCAUCCAGAAAUGCACUGAAGAAGGCUACAGCCUAGUGGCAAUUGGCAUAACACUCAGCAGGAGAUACGGAUACUACAUGACGUCUGUAUACGCCCCGACUAUCAUGUUGAUGAUAAUAAGCUACGCCUCUCUAUUCUGCAAGAAGGAAAAUUGUGACCUGAGGAUCAUGAUGACGCUGACCACCCUUUUGGUGCUGUAUGGUCUCUACCAGCAGAUCUCCGACGACCUCCCGAGAACGGCGUACACGAAGGCCGUCGAUGUCUGGUGCUUCUUCUGCCUCACCUUCAUAUUUUCACAAGUAAUCUUGCACGUGUUUGUGAAUAUGAAACUGAAACUUCCUCGCAUUGCAUCAUGCUUCUGUUAUUCUUAUGAAAUCAACGAAAUUGUGGCGAAGGACGAAUCAGAGUUGGUGUGCCGCGGAGCCUCCAAGACAGAGAAUUCAAGAGAAGGCGGGUUAGAUUCACAGCUACGUGGUCUAAGAGACAAGAAGAAUUGCGAGGGUGGUACAGGAGAGAACUCGUGUUACUGUGAUCUGUUGGUUCUUUCUCGCAUAAUCUAUGUGGUGCUCUUUGGUACUUUUUGUGCCAUUUACUGGAGUAUAGUGCUCAGCAGCGAAUGAAACGGAAUCUGUGUGGACUCAUUUUAAAUUCUGGCGGGCUAAGACAUGUGGUCAUCGACGCCCUGAAAGUUAAAUGGAUGAUUUCACGCGUUUUUAUCGUUUCACAUUUCUGAAUGAAAGCUGCCAAAGUUUCCUGGUAAUGAAGUUGUUCUGAGGCUGCAGGAAAUUUCAGUCGUUAAAUUGGUGAGCAGUAGAGAGAAAAAAAAAAUUACAAACACCGUCGAGAUUCCUCUGAAUGAAGCCAGAAAAUGCUUUUGUGAUGUUCAGAAGAUAUAUUAUACAUAAAAUUUAUCAUGUUUAGACAGCAGUCUACAGGACUCAGUUAUUUUAAAAGUAAUAAAGAUGUGAUCAUUCUUACAUCACCUCUAAGAAAUGCCGGUUAUUUUUUGCUUUAGCAUAUGGUUUUACAAAGUUUCCUGAAUCCACAAACACUGGGACAUUAACAGAAAAAAAAAAAUAUGUCUCAAAUGUUCAGACAACAGCCUGCAGGACUCAGUUGUUUUGCAAAUAACACAGUUACGAUGUUAUAAAUAUCACUUCUAAAUGCCGGUCAUUUUUUUACUUAAGCACAAAGUCUUGAGUUUUCUGAUGUAUGCCAACUGGCCAUGUUCGAUAUUUAUUUAUACAGAAUAUUUGUACUAAUUUCUCAAAAACAGUAAACAAGCUUUAGAACUGCUGAGACAUUUUGACGGAGAGAUCGUCUGUUUACAUACAAAUUUGGAUGACAAAAAAAUGUUCUUUUUUGUACCAAAAUAAUGAAUAAUAUGAAUGCAUUAAAAUUUGAUAAAAA
Macrobrachium nipponense is the source of this 3982-nucleotide messenger RNA. RefSeq lists its product as uncharacterized. The transcript has 16 exons. The coding region runs from base 277 to 3192 and encodes 971 amino acids. The record is from RefSeq and is a predicted model, not a curated record. Gene Ontology annotation, biological process: chemical synaptic transmission; monoatomic ion transmembrane transport; signal transduction. Gene Ontology annotation, molecular function: protein binding; transmembrane signaling receptor activity; neurotransmitter receptor activity. Gene Ontology annotation, cellular component: plasma membrane; neuron projection; synapse. Lineage: Eukaryota; Metazoa; Arthropoda; Malacostraca; Decapoda; Palaemonidae.